AUGGGUGCCGGCUGGGGGGCUCGCAAGAAGACGACGUUGAUUUUCGUCGUGCGGAGGCCCAGAUUUCUUUGGAGAUGGCCAUGCGUGGUCGCUAUCAUGGCUAGAAGGAGAAAUGUGGGUUCCAAUGGGCAUGAGUCACCUCCUCAUCCGACCGUUGUGGCCGUUUCCCCAGUUGGUUUGCCGGUUUCUGUUUCUUCUAGUUUUCCUGCGGGUGUACAAGCAGAAGGAAGUAGUGCACCUUCUUGGAAAAGAGAGUGGUGGUGGUGGUUCCUAGUUCUCCUGAGGCGUCACCCUCUCAAUCCGCUGGUGCGCCCUUGGUUAAUCCUGGUUUCGACUUUGUAUUUUGGGGUGUGCCAACUUCCCCUGGGGGUUCUCUUUAACGUGAGAAGCCAUCCCUGGUCAAUGAAACAUGGACUUUAUCUCACUCUACGUCUUUUGAGGCCUAUGCUCCGGGCUGUGCGAUUACUAGGGAUUCCUUGCAGUCAUAAGGCACUACCGCCCAACAGUGGACUAGGUGUGUACAUCCUCUAG
Messenger RNA from Lactuca saligna, 531 nucleotides. The record is from the annotation of a GenBank genome assembly. NCBI's taxonomy places the organism in Eukaryota, Viridiplantae, Streptophyta, Magnoliopsida, Asterales, Asteraceae.